This is a messenger RNA of Cynara cardunculus var. scolymus (artichoke), 1833 nucleotides long. Its product is annotated as actin-related protein 8-like. The record is from RefSeq and is a predicted model, not a curated record. Lineage: Eukaryota; Viridiplantae; Streptophyta; Magnoliopsida; Asterales; Asteraceae. The transcript has 12 exons. The coding region runs from base 156 to 1598 and encodes 480 amino acids. Gene Ontology annotation, molecular function: protein binding.
AAGUGUACCUAAAUCUUAAGUAAAGGGACAUAUAACGAAACUAACAUCAUCCCAAGUGCCAACAACUUCCUUUACCAAAAAAUGACCCAAACGGGAAAUCGUCCCCGUUUCUGUUAAAACCUCGCCGGAGAACCACUAGUCAGUUCCGACUUCCGAUGGCGCAGCUGUUGAAGAAGGUUUGGGAAUCAAUUUCUAAUGAUUGGUAUUCGAGUCAUUCUAGUUUAAACUCGUUAUACAAUUUGGACUACAGAGCUCUAGUUCAUGGAUCCCUAUCCGAUCAGAUUAUCAUCUGUUCGUCAUCUAUUGGAGCAUUCGAUCGAUUGCCUCUAGAUAUAUUUAUGCAAAUACUCAAGCUUCUCGGACCUAAAGAGGCGGCUAGGCUCACCUCCGUUUGCAAAUCGUGGAAAUUUAUGGUCUCCGAUAACACGUUGUGGAUAUACUUUCUCCAGAACCAACAGGAUCCGUGGGAUUCUAUUUUCUUUGCUGAAACUAACUUACGAUCUGGUUUUCCUCUUCGAACAUAUCGUCGUCAGAUGCAAUCUUUUAUGCAUAUUUAUGGUGAACGAGCAGAAGUGCCUGGAGCUGUUAUCAUUGACGGUGGUGCUGGCUAUUGCAAAUUUGGUUGGAGCAAGUAUGAUUCUCCAUCUGGGCGAUCGGCAACAUUUGUGGAAUUUGGUAACAUUGAGUCUCCAUUGUAUUCUAGGCUUCGUCAUUUUUUUGCGACAAUCUAUAGCAGGAUGCAGUUGAAAUCAUCUACACAGCCAAUUAUUGUCUCAAUUCCAAUCUCCCAUUAUGAAGAUAACGGAGCUGCUAAAGCUUUUAGAAGCGAACUAGAAGAAGCCGUCUACUCAGCAUUGUUUGGAAUGAAGGUUCCCGCUGUUUGUGCAGUCAGCCAGGCAACUUUAGCAUUGUUUUCAGCAAGAAGAACAUCAGGAAUUCUUGUCAACAUUGGUUUUCAUCAAACUUCUGUUGUUCCAAUUUUACAUGGUAAGGUAAUGCAUAAAGUUGGCGUGGUAACCGUGGGUGUUGGAGCUGUAAAACUUACUGAAUACCUCAGGGAGCAACUGCGGCAGAGAAAUCUACAUAUUUCUUCAUUAUACACAGUGCGCUCGUUGAAAGAGAACCUUUGUUAUGUUUCUUUGGACUAUGAGGCUGAAUUACAGAAGGAUACAGAAGCAUCAUACGAAGUUGCUUCUGAGGGUUGGUUUACUCUUAAGCAAGAGCGUUUCCAAACAGGAGAGAUUCUAUUCCAGCCACAUAUUGCAGGAAUGCAUGCAAUGGGUCUGCAUCAGGCGGUGGCGCACUGUGUUGACCGUUGCCGUGCUGCCAAAGUGACGACUGAUCAUACUUGGUUCAACACCAUUGUCUUGGCCGGGGGCACUGCAUGUUUACCAGGGUUAGCAGAAAGAUUGAAUAAGGAACUACAUGAUCUUCUCCCUCCCUCCCUGUCCAGUGGUUUGCGUGUUAUCUCGUCUCCUUAUGGUGCAGAUUCUGCAUGGUAUGGAGCAAAGCUUGUCGGCAAUUUGAGCACCUUUCCGAAUUCCUGGUGCAUCACAGAGGAGUCUUGGUCAAAGUCCAAACGAACCAUCUUAUGGUGAACCUCAUAGUCGAGUAUGCUAAUGAUCUUUCAAGGUUGUAUUUGUCGGGAUAUAUACUUUGGAUUCCUAAACAUCAUAAUCCACCGUUAAGUGAUAGGGGUCGUGUUAUAUUGUCUGGUUUUGUACAUCUUGUGUAAUUAUAUACCUGAUAUAGGAUAUGAAACACUAUUAUGUGUUAUAAAGAUGAAGUAAAACCGCAGCUUUCAUAGGAAUCAAAGACAAAUGAAUAAGUUUC